AAUCAGAUGUUAGGAAAUGUUUAUUUUGAAUGCUAGGCAGUAGGUGGAAGCAUAAAAUAUGCGGGUUGUGGUGGCAGUUGUGGUGAGUGUUUUAGCUGCAGCAACUGUGGCACAAGCACAACCGGAGGCGGCCGGCAACUCUGGUCACAGUUCGAAUCAACUUCAAGCUCCCCCGGGCGGGCCCAACAUCUGUGGGUCUCGGUCCCGCAGUUUCUGCUGCCCAGGCUGGUCGCAGAAACACGACAAUAGACUUUGUAUUAUCCCUGUGUGUUUGCGGGAUUGCGGGCUGGCGGGCCGUUGCGUGAGGCCAAACUUGUGCAUCUGUCAGGGCGGGUUCAUCGCGCCCACAUGUGUGGGCAGCGGAGGACGCGGCCCGAGCAACUUUAAUGGAGGCUCUUUUGGGGGAGGCAUUGGUGGUAACGGAGCGGGUGGUGGCGGGACAACGGGUUCUGUUGGUGGUGGGGGAUUAGGAUUUAACGGAGGUGGUGUCGGAGGUGGCGGGAUUGGUGGUGGUAUAGGUGGCGGGAUUGGAGGUGGGGGCGCCGGGAUUGGAGGUGGUGGUAGCGGGAUUGGAGGAGGUGGUGGAGGCAGUUUUGGCGGUGGAGGAAGUUUUGGUGGCGGCGGGGGAAGUUUUGGUGGCGGAGGAGACCUGAACGGGGGUGGAGGAGGAUCAGGUCUAGGCCCUAAUUUAGAAAAUGGUUUUGGAGGCGGUGGCGGUGGUAGUUUUGGAGGCGGUGGUGGUUUUGGGGGUGGUGGUGGAACCACCAAUGGCGGAUCAUCAGGUGGCUUCGUUGGCGGUGGCAACGGAAACAUCGGCGGCGGAUCGUCGGGAAGCUUCACUGGUGGCCCCGAUGUACCAUUGUGCAGGGAACCUUGUCUCAACGGCGGCCGGUGCGUGGGACGUGACCGCUGCACUUGCGUCUACGGCUUCACCGGCCGUCGCUGCGAGGCGGACUACAGGACCGGCCCUUGCUUCACUAAGGUGACGCACGGCAUGUGUCAGGGAGAGCUGCAGGGUGUUGCGUGCACGCGCCAGCUCUGCUGUGCAACUAUAGGCAAGGCAUGGGGACAUCCUUGUGAACACUGCCCUGAGAGACUCAACUGCCAGCCUGGAUACCUUAAAAAUAUCCACAGCCAACAAUGUGUCGAUAUUGACGAAUGCGAGGCAAUACCUGGUCUGUGCGAGGGAGGCUCGUGCUCUAACACUGAGGGCUCGUUCACUUGCAUCUGUCCUGAGGGACAAGCAAGGAACCCUGAAACUAACGCGUGUGAAGAUCGUGACGAAUGUCUCGAUGAGAACGUCUGCGAGAACGGACGAUGUGUGAACACGAAUGGAGGCUUCUACUGCAGCUGCAGCAGAGGAUUUAUCCCUAGUCCCGACCGCAAGAGGUGCAUUGACGCGCGGCAGGGCAAUUGCUACACUGAGAUCAGGACGGGUGGACGCUGCCAGCGACCGCUGCCCGUCACGCUCACGAAGCAGGCAUGCUGCUGCGGCAAGAACAUGGGCAAGGCCUGGGGCACCAGGGCUUCUGAUUGCUCCCCCUGCCCGAUGAUUGGCGAGGAGGAGCACCAGCGGCUGUGUCUGAUAGGGGGUGUCAGCAUGCCUCCUGUGGACGAGUGCACCCUGAAGCCUGACUUGUGUGGGGACGGCGUCUGUAGGGACACCGACGACGGCUACUACUGCGAGUGCUUUACAGGCUUCACUAAUAACGGCGGCACCGAUAAAUGUUACGACGUGAACGAGUGUCUUCAAGGCAAGUGCGCUGGCGGCCGCUGCAUCAACACGCGUGGAAGUUUCACGUGCGUCUGUCCCACUGGUUUCGAUAUCUCCUCCGACGGACAGAGCUGCAUCGAUCACGACGAGUGCUCUGAGACCGGCAUGUGCAACAACGGCGUGUGCACCAACAUGGACGGUUCCUUCAAGUGUGUGUGCAGCCCAGGAUACGUCCUGUCAUCAUCGGGUUUUGCCUGCAUAGACAUCAACGAGUGCGCCGAUAACCCUCGCAUUUGUCUGGCGGGCUACUGCGAGAACUUGGACGGGAGCUACCGCUGCCUCUGCGACAACGGCUACACGCAUGCUACCGACGGCUCCUUCUGCACAGACACGGACGAGUGUGCAGAGACCGGCAUGUGCGAACACGGUCAAUGUGUCAACAUGGACGGAUCAUUUAAAUGUGUAUGUCAACCCGGCUACGAGCUGGCACCCAGCGGCAAGACUUGUAUUGACCGGGACGAGUGUCAGACGCAGCCGUGCCGCAACGGACGCUGCACCAACACACCCGGCAGCUUCCGCUGCGACUGCCCUCCGGGCUUCAGUCUCGGCGCUGACGGUUCCUCAUGUCUUGAUACCAAGUUGGAUUACUGCUACGCUGUGUUCCGUGACGGCCAGUGUUCGAACCCCUCUACGACGCCCACGACAAAAAGCGCGUGCUGCUGCUGCUCGGUGAUCGUGGGGCAGCCCAUGGGCUGGGGCACACCGUGCCAGGCGUGCCCUCAGUCUGGCAGCACAGAGUUUGCCAACCUCUGCCCGCACGGACCUGGCAUAACCCACGAAGGCGAUGACAUCAACGAGUGCGCCCAGAACCCUGCCAUCUGCCACAACGGCGCGUGCGAGAACCUGAAGGGCGGCUACCGCUGCAUCUGCAACCCCGGCUACAUCGUGGACAGCACCGGCCGCCUCUGCCAGGACAUCAACGAGUGUGCCAUCAACAACCUGCUCUGUGAUGGUGGACAGUGUCGCAACACGCCCGGCAGCUUCCAGUGCAUCUGUCCGUCCGGGACGCAGCUAAACCAAGGCUCGCACAUCUGCGAGGAUGUGGACGAGUGUGUCGAGCUGGGGCCCGACGUGUGCGUGGGCGGCACUUGUGUUAACGUCAUCGGCUCGUAUCGCUGCGAGUGCGACGAGGGCACGAUACUCGACUCGACUGGCAGAUUCUGCAUUGACAAUCGCCGAGGCUCUUGCUGGUCUAAAGUCGUCAACGGUCGCUGCGAGAACAACAUCCCCAGACUGACCCUCAAGUCGGAGUGCUGCUGCACCAUCGGCAAGGCCUGGGGCUCCCCCUGCGAGAUCUGCAACCCUGGCGACUGUCCCUGUCCUAUUGGCUACGCAAAGAUAGACGGUAAAACUUGUCUGGAUGUGGACGAGUGCGUGCUCAACCCCAGCAUAUGCAAGGGAGGCGGACAGUGCGUUAACACAGACGGUUCCUUCACAUGCUCGUGUCCUCCCGGUCUCACUAUCGACGACACCAAAACUAAAUGUUUGGAUGUCCGCGAAGAGACUUGUUACCUCACCUACAAGACGGGCAUCUGUUCCAAGCCUCUUGAGGGUAAGUAUCACAAGUCAACUUGCUGCUGCACAAUCGGCCGUGCCUGGGGCGCCGAUUGUGAUGCCUGUCCUCGGCCUGGCAGUGAGGCGUUCGAAGAUUUGUGUCCUAAGAGUUACGGUUACGACGGCCGUAAAGACAUCAACGAGUGCACGACCGUACCUGACUUGUGCAACAACGGCCGGUGCAGGAACUCUGUUGGAUCGUACUCAUGUCGCUGCAAUCAGGGCUACGCACUUGAUGAGGAUGGCGUCCAAUGUCUCGACAUCGACGAAUGCAGCAUCAUGCACGGCGUGUGCGGCAACGGCACCUGCCAGAACGUCGCAGGCUCGUUUGGCUGUGACUGCAACGUAGGAUUCGAGUCCACAAUGAUGAUGCAAGUAUGCAUGGAUAUCGAUGAAUGCGAGAGAAUCCCCGGGCUGUGCAGAGGCGGUCGCUGCAUCAAUACGCCUGGCAGUUUCAGAUGCGAGUGCCCUCCAGGCCACGAGCUCUCGCCCAACCAACGCUCGUGCAAAGACACGGACGAGUGCUCCGUAGACUCCGGCAUUUGCUCCAACGGCGUGUGUGAGAACAUGAUGGGCACCUACCAGUGUAUGUGCAACGACGGCUACCAGCAGACGGGACAGAAAUCUCACUGUGAAGACAUGGAUGAAUGUUCCAUGAACAAUGGCGGUUGUGACGACGUUUGUGUGAACACCCCGGGCAGCUUCUCUUGCUCCUGCUCCGCUGGCUACAUGCUUCUCAUGGACGGACGCUCUUGCUCCGAUGUCGACGAAUGUAAAGAAAAUCCUUCAAUUUGCAACGGCGGCAAGUGCCAGAACGUGCCCGGCAGCUUCCGCUGUCAGUGCGAGGGCGGCCUGCUGCCUGACCCUGCGUCCACGGGCUGCGUCGACGUGAACGAGUGCGACAUGAACAGCAACUUGUGUCAGAACGGCCGUUGCGACAACACUGUUGGUUCGUUCACGUGCCGCUGUGAACCGGGAUACAGCGUCAAAGAGAACCAGGGUCCAGGGUGCACUGACGACGACGAGUGCGCCCUCAACAUCUACAACUGCGAUAAGAAUGCGCGAUGUGUUAACAUCGACGGCACGUAUGAGUGCCGCUGCAACGAAGGCUUCACAGGCAGCGGGAAAAAUUGCCGUGAUGUGAACGAGUGUCUGUCGAACAACGGCGGCUGCGACCAGGACGCGCAGUGCGUCAAUACCGACGGCUCCUUCAAGUGCAUCUGCGACGCAGGCUUCAGGGGCGACGGGUAUUUCUGCGAGGACAUCGACGAGUGUUCGCAGGACCCAACUCUCUGCGAGAACGGCCAAUGCCUCAACUUCCCUGGUUCUUUCCAGUGCGACUGCGAGAUGGGCUUCAUGCAUCCCGACAUUCACAACGAGCAGACCUGCGUUGACAUAGACGAAUGUGAUAUGUUCAACAACUUGUGUGUCUUUGGUCAAUGUGAGAACGUCUUUGGAAUGUUCAGAUGCAUUUGCGAUAAAGGUUACCAUCUCGAUGACACUGGUGGCAAUUGCACUGACAUUGACGAAUGCAACAAGCCUGACGUGUGUCAGUUCGGCACGUGCGUCAACCAGCAGGGCACCCACGUCUGCGAGUGUCCUCCUAACUACGAGCUUAUCGACUCAGGCGACGGCUGCGUCGACAGGAGGAGAGGAGAAUGUUACCUGGACGUGUUGGGUCUGCAAGGCAGUCGUGGCGUGUGCAGAGAGGCCCUCGGUGAGCCCGUCACUCAGUCCACCUGCUGCUGCUCUAUAGGCAAGGCCUGGGGCCCGCUCUGUGAGCAGUGCCCGCCUAGAGAAUCAGAAGCCUUCCGGCAGCUCUGUCCUGGGGGGCCUGGCUUCCGUCCCAACACUCUAACGGUUAUCCUGGAAGACAUCGACGAGUGUGUGGAGAUGGAAAACCUAUGCGAAAACGGCCGCUGUUCUAACACAUUUGGUUCCUUCAUCUGCUCGUGCAACAUUGGCUACCGCAUCGACGCGUCAGGCUCGAUCUGUAACGACAUCAACGAGUGCGCGGACGGUAACCGCUGCAAGAACGGUCUGUGCAUCAACUCCAUCGGGAGCUACCGGUGCCAGUGCCCUGAGGGCUUCAUGCUCCUUGCCAGUCGUGCCGAGUGCAUCGACACGCGCGAGGGUCCUUGCUACAUGACGUACGAGGACGGCGUUUGCUCCAUGGCCAUGAGGACGGACAUCACGCGCUUCAAAUGCUGCUGCUCCAUGGGAGCGGCCUGGGGUGCUGCCUGUGAGGCGUGCCCACAAAAGAAUUCUCGGGAAUAUUACGAGCUUUGCCGUUCUGGAGUGAACGGCGGUGCUGGAGGUCCAGACCGCUACCCUCUCAACCCUGAUGGCUGGCCGAUUGGACCUGAUGGAAGACCUCUGCCCGUGGGGCCGGAUGGUUUGCCAAUAGGACCCGACGGCAGACCAGUGGGACCAGAUGGCAGACCUCUGGGUCCUGGAGGAAUUCCACUGGGACCUGGAGGAGUACCGCUCGCUCCAGAUGGUCGGCCUUACCCCAUCGGCCCUGAUGGUCGUCCCAUAGGUCCCGAUGGCAGACCUUUACCCAUUGGUCCUGAUGGUAGACCAAUACUUCCCCCUGGUCAUGUAGGCCCAGGAUCCUCUUAUGGACCUGGUCUGCCCGCAUACAUUCCAUCUAAUGGCACGGACACUGACUUAGGAUCCAGUCUUCUCAUAGAUCCUGUGACAGGCCAGCCCAUUGAAAUAGACGAAUGCGAGUUGAUGGGACACAUGAUGUGCAAGAACGGGCGAUGCAUCAAUACGAUGGGCUCAUUCAAAUGUGAAUGUAACCGAGGAUUCCGAUAUGAUGAUCCUACGCACAUGUGUGUUGAUAUCAAUGAAUGUGCCGAGCUCAACCCUUGUAACGGAAUCGCCAAUUGCGACAACACAAUUGGCAGCUACAGCUGCUCCUGUCCUAUUGGCUACCAGCUCAACAGACUUACCAACGACUGCAUAGAUAUUGACGAAUGCCAGAGACCAGGCGUGUGCCAACACGGCGUUUGCAACAAUUUCCAGGGCUCGUUCCAGUGCAUCUGCGACACAGGUUUUGUGCUCACGGCUGACCAUUACUCCUGCAUCGACGUGGACGAGUGUCAGCGCUCGCCUACGAUCUGCAAUAACGGGACCUGCAUCAACACGAUGGGUUCCUUCAAGUGCGAGUGCUUCAAGGGCUUCAAGAUCGGCUCCAACGGCGAAUGUGUCGACAUCAACGAGUGCCAAAUCAUGCUGGAGCUGUGCCGCAACGGCCGCUGUCGCAACAGAGAAGGUUCCUUCACAUGCGAGUGUGCUGAGGGCUACACGGUCACCUCUGACGGCGAGAGCUGCAGGGAUGUCAACGAGUGCAGCGAGGAUUCUAGCACCUGUCCGCCUCCCGGGCGCUGUCAGAACCUCAUGGGUUCUUACAUCUGCGACUGUCCUGAUGGUUUCCAGCUUUCACCUAAUGGAAAAUUCUGUACAGACAUCAACGAGUGCGAGACCGUAGAGGGCAUCUGUGAGAACGGCCGCUGUGCCAACAAUGAGGGAGGCUUCAGCUGCGACUGCCCGCCAGGCUUUGAGAUCAGCGGCGAGGGCAUCAAAUGCGAGGACAAGAGACAAGAAGUUUGCUUCCAGCGCUUUGUUAGAGGUCGCUGUCUCGAGCCUCGUCCUGUGAACAUCCUGAGGAAGCAGUGCUGCUGCUCGGGCGGCGCUGCCUGGGGCCGAGCCUGCCAGAUAUGUCCACAAGUUGGCUCCCCUGAGUUCAACCGGCUAUGUCCAUCCGGUCCGGGUCGAGGAGAGUCCGGCACAGACCUGAACGAGUGCGUGAUCAUGCCGGGCGCGUGCCAGGGUGGAGAGUGCGUCAACACGGACGGCUCCUUCAGAUGCGAGUGUGCUGACGGUUACGUGCUGGACGUGACUGGCCGGCGCUGCGUGGAUGACAACGAAUGCGCUAGAAGCAACAUCUGCGGCAACGGAACUUGCACGAAUGUGGAGGGCGGCUUUGAGUGCAACUGCCAAGACGGUUACGCACCCGGAGCCAUGCAGACCUGCGAGGACGUUGACGAGUGUAAGGAAGUGGCUCAUCAGUGCGCCUUCAGGUGCCACAAUGUGGACGGCAGCUUCCGCUGCAUCUGCCCUUACGGCUACACGCUGGGAGCUGAUGGCCGACACUGUCAGGAUGUGGACGAGUGUCUCACGCCUGCCAAUAACUGCAAGUUCCAGUGCAAGAAUCUCAUCGGGAGCUUCAUGUGUAUCUGUCCUGAAGGUUAUCAGCAGAUCGGCAUGACGGACAACUGCCAAGAUGUGAACGAGUGCGCCAUUAACCCAAAUAUCUGCAAGAAUGGUCAUUGUCAGAACACACGAGGCUCGUAUCAGUGCGAGUGUCAUGAAGGCUUCGCUCCCAGCCAAGACGGCAAACAAUGUCUUGAUAAGAGAAAAGGUUACUGCUUCAGGCAGCUCGGAGGAGGAACCUGCUCGUCUAACACACACGACCUCGUUCAGGUCACCAAAGCGGACUGCUGUUGCACGAUGGGUCUGGCUUGGGGUCCGCAGUGUGAACGCUGCCCGCGCAAGAAUACGCCUGAAUACGAUGAAAUCUGCCUCGAGGCUGGUUUCUCUUCCAAUGGAUUGGACAUCGACGAGUGUGAGAUGAUGCCAAACUUGUGCAGAAAUGGCCGUUGCAUCAACACCAUGGGUUCGUACCGCUGUAUAUGCGACAAAGGGUACAAGCCUGACCACUCCGGUACGCGUUGCUUGGACGUGAACGAGUGCGAGGCCGCCAAUUCGCCAUGUCGCUUCACCUGCCAGAACACUGAAGGAUCUUUCAGAUGCUCGUGUCCUCGAGGCUACACGCUCAACCCUGACAACAUUACGUGCCGAGACCUGGACGAGUGUCAGACUGGACAACAUGCUUGUCAGGAUCAGUGCGUUAACACUCAAGGGUCGUACAAGUGUACAUGCGAUGUCGGAUACACUGAAGUCGCAGAGAAGUGCAUCGAUGUUAAUGAGUGUUCGGAGCAGCGUGGUUUGUGUGCACCAGUGGGCACCUGCAUCAACACCAUCGGCAGCUUCAAGUGCUUGUGUCCCAGAGGAUUCCAGCCUGACAAAACAGGCACGACUUGCGUCGACGCUGAUGAAUGCCUCACCGAUGAUUCCUGUGACAUUGGAUGCGAGAACCUGGACGGUGGUUAUCGCUGCGGUUGCCCUGAUGGAUACAAGCAACACUCGUUCUACAACCAGUGCGUGGAUGAGAACGAAUGUGCCAUCAGUCCGUGCGGCUCGGCUGACUGUGAGAAUGUCUUGGGAUCUUUUAAAUGCGUUUGCCCCAACGGAUAUUCAUUCAAUAUGAAUCUUGCUGUAUGCAUUCAAGUUGGGGGCAAUUGUGCCGCGAGUCCGUGCACGUUCGGCUGCAACUCCCUGGGUGACGACACCAUUGCGUGUGGGUGUCCUGCAGGCUUCAACAGGAUUGGUUCCGGACACUGCAUGUCAACGCUCAAUCCGCCCGUCACAAACGGACUUGGCAACCGUGGUUUCGGUGGUUUUGGUGACGCACUUGCUGGUGGUCGAGGAGGCAUCGGUGGUGGAAUUGGUGGCGUUGGUGUAGGUUAUGGUGGUGUCGGUGGAGCACCUGGCCAGGGUGGAGUUGGAGAUUCUGGUGCAGGCUUUUCUGGAGGCUUUGGGACUGGUCAUGGCAGGGAGUACGGUGGAGUAAACAGUGGUUAUGGAGGCGGUGGAAGAUUCGUGACAGGUGGAGGCUACGGAUAUAAUGGAGUGGACGGAGGAUACGGAGGCCCUAAUGGAGGUUCUAUUAACGGUGGAGGGCGAUAUGGUGGAGGGGAUUACGGUGGGGGAGGCCGUGGACCUGGAGGUGGAGGCUCAUUUGAUCUCGGAGGAGGUGUGACUGCGUAUCCUAUCGGACAAGACCCUAAUACCUAUAACGAGAACAUCAUCUCGACGGAAGGAUGCUUCACUUGCAAGUUUAACGGUCAGAACGCGCGCACGAAGCGGUCGCUGGACUCGAUGAUGCAUCAUUUGGUUGCCAGUCGCGUCCUGCGGCCUCAGAUCCUCGAGCCUGCGCACCUCAACGCCAGCGACAGCGACGUCGUGCUGGUCCAUGCGGGCAACCACACGCACAGGAUAACAAAGAGAAGCUUGGAGGAGGAACUUCAGCAUCAGGAGCUUAUGGCCAAGAAGAGAGCUCAGGAGCCCUUGGUGCUCGUCGUCAACCUGAAGAAUACUUUACACAGGACGCGCCUGCUCAAGUUGCGUCCUGCCAUAUCUUUCCUGCAGGAUAACGUGAAGUAUGACAUCGUGAAGGGCAACGAAGAGAAGGUAUUCGCGACGAGCCAAGACAAAGGCGUUACGUCGCUCUACUUCCAGCGACGGCUGGCAAAGGCGGGGGCCUUUGACCUCGAGAUCGUGGGCCGCCCUCUGGACUACUCUAAACUGGACGUACUUCCCAAAGACAUCGACGAACUCAAUAUCUACCUUCGCAUCAUUGUCUUACCUUAGUACUUAAGACAAGCCCGCUUGAUGCUCACAAUAAGCUUCGGACGAAAAUCGUACUUAUUUUGUUGUAUAUAUACGACAUUUUUUCCCCAGUUCAGAAAUUUCACAACGCAAUAUGGCAUAUAUGAAGGAAUUUUGGUGCAUGCACUCAAUGGAACGUCGAUGCGCACUUUUGGCUGAUGCGGCAGAGAUGUUGAGUGACCGGGGCCUUGAAAUAGCGACAUCUAUGACGUAACCAGGGCUUUUUGGCUCAUGAACUAUACUCAUGAGUAUAUUUAAAGAGGAUGGAAGGAUAAUUUAAACCAUAUUUCAACACGUCGCGUAAUUAUAGGCAACUUGUCAGGAGGUAAACUGGCUAGACCAGUAUUAAGUGAUGAAAUGUUUUGUUACUGUAGUUUAGCGAAUUUCAUCACUGGUUAACCGGAACUCAAAAAUCAAUUUUUGUACGAGCGAUUUAAGAGGCGUGAACGUCACAACUGCAGAAGCUCUCCUAACUCAAGCGUGUUGGACUUACUGUACGCAACAGCACAUUAAUCCCAACGUUGAAAUAUUGCGAGGAAUCUAUACUUCAAAGGGGAAAGUAGCAAUGCUAGUGAUUGUUACGAAAGGUAGUUCAUAUUUGUGCCACUCAAUGAACUGCAGGCUUUAAAGGGUCGAUUGUGUUAUGUGAGAUCGAAUUUUGUGAGUUAGGAUGUAUGGUUCAUUAAUCGGUUCUUCUGGUUCAGCAUUCAGUUUUCUAUCGUCAUCUUGUGUGCGUGUCGAGCGCUUGAAGUGCAGCUCCUGCUGUAUUGAUCUCAAGAAAGAUCUUCUCCUUCUUCGUUAAAUGAGAAGAGAAAGUGAAGAGAAUUUAACUUAAGUAGAUCACAUAGGUAUUAAAUGAUCCUUCCAUGAUGAUGACAUUCAUAACUGCCAAUGAAGAUACUCAUUCACUGUUAAAUGUUAGGGAUUUUCAAAGCGUGGAACAUUAAAUGGAUGAGAUGAAAGUCGACAUUUGUUCCUCCUGUUCACCAUAGCAUAAAGAUCCUGUGCAGAAACACGAACUUGUAAAAACGUACGAAUUUUUCAGGCGCCUACGUCGCUGCUAAGUAAAAUUUCGUGUAUUAGAUUCUAAGUUAGUAAUACGCGCUGGGAGGGUGAAAUAUUGCUAUAGAGAUACGAUGAAAGGUGGCCACUACGGAUGCACCAAACCUAACUUAAGAAGCAAAAAAAAAUUGUGCAGUGCUUGUUGGCUCGUUGAGUGCGUUAGCUAAUCAUACUACGUAGAGGGCGUGGGGAAAAGCGAAGCUUGUUUUUGGUAUAAAUGUAAAUCAAUUUUGAAGGUUGCGUAAGAUCUUCGUUUCUGUCCUCACAAGCAUUCCUUGCGUUCUAUUACCUUUUUUGUUAUCUCAGUUGUUAUAUAACUUCGGAAUGUGAAGCUACAAUAGAUGACUUUAAUGAUUACUAUAGGUAUGGUUUUCUUGUUCAGAAUUCACUUCUGAACAGAGAUACUCAGUUAACUAGACGUUUUCUUCAAUCUGAUAUCACGUUCCCGAAGGAUGUUUUUAAGUGUAACGCCUCCACCGCUGCAUUUCUCUGUUGCUUUGUUUGAACACUUUUGGAAAAAGUAGCAAAAGGAGUGAAAAUAACGUUUAAACUCAACGUAUUGCACUGUGGAUUUGCUUCACGAAGUGUUUAGGCUUAUAAAAUUAGUUAUGUCUUCUUUUGCAUACGUUUAAGAUUACUCAAGAUUCGCACAAAAUGAAAUGAAUUAAACUCCUUUGGAAAUGUGGGGCGUUCGACGCUGCUUUCUGGAGAAGCAACUGAAUGUUUUUAGUGAAUUGAUGAGAAAUUGUGUACGACGAGAACGACUUCAGAUUAAAUUUCAAAUUCAGAUUUCAGCUUCGUAUUUUUUACAAAAGCAACAGUUUAUAUUGUAACUAAAAUUCAUCUCAGUACAAUCUUCCUGCUUUGUUCAGGUUUAAUUGUAGACUCGAUACAUUGGUGCGUAGUUCUCAUUUCCACAAGUGUCAUUUUUAACGGAUAGAUGCAGAGCAGAACAAUUUAUCUUCAAUCUUACAACUAUUUUGGGUUCAUGGUUGUUCUCUUUAACGCGAGGAAAAAAUAAGUGUCAUUCAAGAUUAAAGUUUGUGUAAAUCUCCCAAUCUCCCUGUAAUUUUUCUUGACACGUUUCAACUUCAACUUAUUUUAACUUGCAUUAGGCGCUCUGAGAGAAGCAUUUUGUUCGGAGCAUAAACUGCGCUUCAUUGUACAUUUGCGUGGUCCUUUGGUCAGAUCUAUUCAUGUCAGCUCAAAGAAUAGUCCGGAAUAGUGAGACAAAAAGCCCUUAUUUCCAUCCUGUUUACAUCCGUUAAUUUUCAGAUGUUCUCAUAAGGAUUUCAAAAAUUAAUUUUUAUUGAAACUCAAUCGUUUUAUUUUGCUUGCCUCCAAGCAGAAUAUGAACUUUUCUUGGAAAAAUCAGACUUCCAGAAUUUUUUGUAAUUACCUUCAGUAAAUGAGAAAUUUAUGAUAAAGGGGAAUGAAAAACAGCUGCUCGUACAUAACGGUACUCAACCAGGCUCGUAAUUUCGUCGUAAUACUAACAACCAUUCGGGUUAUUUGGUAAAUUUUAGUUCAUGAACAGAAAUUAGGUUUUGGAUGAUCAUGUUUCUUAUAAUUAGCAUGUGUUCGUUCACCUAGCGAUUCAGAGCACGCAUUACGAAAUGUAAAUAGCUUCUUUGAGUAAAAGUUUAUGAUAUUU
Molecule: messenger RNA, 12563 nt
Organism: Hyalella azteca
Lineage: Eukaryota; Metazoa; Arthropoda; Malacostraca; Amphipoda; Hyalellidae
Product: fibrillin-2
Exons: 48
Coding region: 59-9829 (3256 amino acids)
Molecular function (GO): calcium ion binding
Source: RefSeq, a predicted model, not a curated record